GGCAAGCGAGUCAUUGUUCAGGCAGCACAAAACAUUCCCGGUCCUCAAACCAGAAUUGAACUCCAAAAUCACUUUUUCUCCUUGGUGAAUUGCUAACGGAGCUUCCAAGGAAACUUGAACGUAACUUCAAAAGAAGAUUUGAUUUUUUUGUAUCUGGAUCACGUAUAUACAGCAAGACCGUCAGAAUGUCGGGAGCCUCAGUGAAGGUGGCUGUCCGCGUGCGGCCCUUCAAUUCUCGAGAGACCAGCAAAGAGUCCAAGUGCAUCAUUCAGAUGCAAGGCAACUCCACCAGUAUUGUUAACCCAAAGAACCCAAAGGAAGCUCCAAAGUCCUUCAGCUUUGACUACUCCUACUGGUCUCACACCUCGCCAGAAGAUCCCUGUUUUGCAUCUCAAAACCGAGUGUACAAUGAUAUUGGAAAGGAAAUGCUCUUACAUGCUUUCGAGGGAUAUAAUGUCUGUAUUUUUGCCUAUGGGCAGACUGGUGCUGGGAAAUCUUACACGAUGAUGGGUAAACAAGAAGAAAGCCAGGCUGGCAUCAUUCCACAGCUGUGUGAAGAACUAUUUGAGAAAAUCAAUGACAACUGUAAUGAAGACAUGUCUUACUCUGUAGAGGUGAGCUACAUGGAAAUUUACUGUGAAAGGGUACGCGAUUUGCUGAAUCCAAAAAACAAGGGUAAUUUGCGCGUGCGUGAGCACCCACUUCUUGGCCCGUAUGUGGAGGAUCUGUCAAAGUUGGCAGUCACUUCCUACACAGACAUUGCUGACCUCAUGGAUGCUGGGAACAAAGCCAGGACAGUGGCAGCUACCAACAUGAAUGAAACAAGUAGCCGUUCCCACGCUGUGUUUACAAUUGUUUUCACCCAGAAGAAACAUGACGCCGAGACCAACCUUUCCACUGAGAAGGUCAGUAAGAUCAGCUUGGUGGAUCUAGCGGGAAGUGAACGAGCUGACUCAACUGGUGCCAAAGGGACUCGAUUAAAGGAAGGAGCAAAUAUUAAUAAGUCUCUUACAACUCUGGGCAAAGUCAUUUCAGCCUUGGCAGAGGUGAGUAAGAAGAAGAAGAAAACUGAUUUUAUUCCCUACAGGGAUUCUGUACUUACUUGGCUCCUUCGAGAAAAUCUAGGUGGCAAUUCUCGGACUGCCAUGGUUGCUGCCCUGAGCCCAGCAGAUAUCAACUAUGAUGAAACUUUGAGCACUCUGAGGUAUGCAGAUCGUGCAAAGCAGAUUAAAUGCAAUGCUGUUAUCAAUGAGGACCCCAAUGCCAAGCUGGUCCGUGAACUAAAGGAGGAGGUGACGCGGCUGAAGGAUCUUCUUCGUGCUCAGGGCCUGGGAGACAUCAUCGAUAUUGAUCCAUUGAUCGAUGAUUUCUCUGGAAGUGGAGGCAAAUCGUCCAUGGGGUCCCUUACUUCAUCUUCAUCUUCCUGCUCACUCAAUAGUCAGGUGGGCUUAACAUCUGUGACCAGUAUUCAGGAGAGGAUCAUGUCUACCCCCGGAGGAGAGGAAGCCAUCGAACGUCUGAAGGAGUCUGAGAAGAUCAUUGCUGAGUUGAAUGAAACCUGGGAAGAGAAGCUGCGUAAAACAGAGGCCAUCAGAAUGGAGAGAGAGGCCUUGUUGGCUGAGAUGGGCGUUGCCAUCCGGGAAGAUGGAGGAACCCUGGGCGUUUUCUCACCUAAAAAGACCCCACAUCUCGUUAACCUCAAUGAGGACCCACUAAUGUCGGAAUGCCUGCUUUAUUACAUCAAGGAUGGACUUACAAGGGUCGGCCAGGCGGAUGCCGAGAGGCGCCAGGACAUCGUGCUGAGUGGGGCGCACAUUAAAGAAGAGCAUUGUGUCUUCCGGAGCGAGAGGAGCGACAGCGGGGAUGUUAUCGUGACGCUAGAGCCCUGUGAACGCUCAGAAACCUACGUAAAUGGCAAGAGGGUGGCCCAGCCUGUUCAGCUGCGUUCAGGAAACCGUAUCAUCAUGGGUAAAAACCACGUGUUUCGUUUUAACCACCCCGAGCAAGCACGGGCUGAGCGGGAGAAGACACCCUCUGCCGAGACCCCCUCUGAGCCUGUGGACUGGACGUUUGCCCAGAGAGAGCUUCUGGAAAAACAGGGGAUUGAUAUGAAACAGGAGAUGGAGAAAAGGUUACAGGAAAUGGAGAUCCUGUACAAAAAGGAGAAAGAGGAAGCAGACCUUCUCCUGGAGCAGCAGAGACUGGACUAUGAGAGUAAGUUGCAGGCCUUGCAGAAGCAGGUGGAGACUCGGUCCCUUGCUGCAGAAACAACCGAAGAGGAAGAGGAGGAGGAAGAAGUUCCUUGGACACAGCACGAGUUCGAGCUGGCCCAGUGGGCCUUCCGGAAGUGGAAGUCUCACCAGUUCACUUCGUUGAGGGACUUACUCUGGGGCAACGCCGUGUACCUGAAGGAGGCCAACGCCAUCAGCGUGGAGUUGAAGAAGAAGGUGCAGUUUCAGUUUGUUCUCCUGACUGACACGUUGUACUCGCCUUUACCUCCUGAAUUACUUCCCACUGAGAUGGAAAAAACUCAUGACGACAGGCCUUUCCCUCGCACGGUGGUGGCGGUCGAAGUCCAGGAUCUGAAGAAUGGAGCAACUCAUUAUUGGUCUUUGGAGAAACUCAAGCAGAGGCUGGAUUUGAUGCGAGAGAUGUACGACAGGGCGGGCGAGAUGGCCUCGGGUGCCCCGGAGGAGAGUGAAGCUGCUAUGACCGGCAGCGAUCCAUUUUACGAUCGGUUCCAUUGGUUCAAACUCGUAGGAAGCUCCCCCAUUUUCCAUGGCUGUGUGAAUGAGCGCCUUGCCGACCGCACACCCUCCCCCACUUUUUCCACGGCCGAUUCCGACAUCACUGAGCUGGCUGACGAGCAGCAAGAUGAGAUGGAGGAUUUUGAUGAUGAGGCAUUCGUGGAUGACACCGGCUCUGACGCGGGGAUGGAGGAGGGAUCAGAUCUCUUCAGUGACGGGCAUGACCCGUUUUACGACCGAUCCCCAUGGUUCAUUUUAGUGGGAAGGGCAUUCGUUUACCUGAGCAAUCUGCUGUACCCCGUGCCCCUGAUCCACAGGGUGGCCAUCGUCAGCGAGAAGGGCGAAGUGCGGGGCUUUCUGCGUGUGGCUGUGCAGGCCAUUGCAGCGGAUGAAGAAGCUCCUGAUUAUGGCUCUGGAAUCCGCCAGUCAGGAACAGCUAAAAUAUCUUUUGAUAACGAGUACUUUAAUCAGAGCGACUUUUCUUCAGUUGCGAUGACUCGUUCUGGUCUGUCCUUGGAAGAGCUGAGGAUUGUGGAAGGACAGGGUCAGAGUACGGAGGUCAUCACUCCGCCAGAAGAAAUCAACCGGAUGAAUGACUUGGAUUUGAAGUCCGGCACCCUGCUGGACGGGAAGAUGGUAAUGGAAGGCUUUUCCGAAGAGAUCGGCCACCACCUGAAACUGGGCAGUGCCUUCACGUUCCGUGUCACGGUGUUGCAGGCCAGCGGAAUCCUCCCAGAGUAUGCGGACAUCUUCUGUCAGUUCAACUUUUUGCAUCGCCAUGAUGAAGCAUUCUCCACCGAACCCCUCAAAAACAACGGCAGAGGAAGUCCCCUGGGCUUCUACCACGUGCAGAAUAUUGCAGUGGAGGUCACGGAAUCCUUUGUGGAAUACAUCAAAAGCAAGCCUAUAGUGUUUGAAGUCUUUGGGCAUUAUCAGCAGCACCCGCUUCACCUGCAAGGACAGGAGCUUAACAGUCCACCUCAGCCGUCUCGACGAUUCUUCCCUCCGCCCAUGCCACUGUCCAAGCCAGUUCCAGCCACCAAGUUAAACACCAUGAGCAAAACCAGCCUUGGCCAGAGCAUGAGCAAGUAUGAUCUUCUGGUUUGGUUUGAGAUCAGUGAAUUGGAGCCUACAGGAGAGUAUAUCCCAGCUGUGGUUGACCAUACAGCGGGCUUGCCCUGCCAGGGGACAUUUUUGCUUCACCAGGGCAUCCAGCGAAGGAUCACAGUGACCAUUAUCCACGAGAAGGGCAGUGAGCUCCACUGGAAGGAUGUCCGUGAGCUGGUGGUAGGCCGGAUUAGGAAUAAAGCUGAGGUGGAUGAAGCUGCAGUUGAUGCCAUCCUCUCCCUAAAUAUCAUCUCUGCCAAGUACCUGAAGUCCUCCCACAACUCCAGCAGGACUUUCUACCGUUUCGAGGCCGUGUGGGACAGCUCCCUGCAUAACUCCCUCCUUCUGAACCGAGUGACACCAUACGGAGAGAAGAUCUACAUGACCUUGUCAGCCUACCUAGAGCUGGAUCACUGCAUCCAGCCGGCUGUCAUCACCAAGGACGUGUGCAUGGUCUUCUAUUCCCGGGACGCCAGGAUCUCGCCGCCCCGCUCUCUGCGCAGCCUCUUUGGCAGUGGCUACUCGAAGUCGCCAGACUCCAAUCGAGUCAGUGGAAUUUAUGAACUCAGUUUAUGCAAAAUGGCAGACACAGGUAGUCCAGGCAUGCAGAGGAGGAGAAGAAAAAUCUUGGAUACGUCAGUGGCGUACGUGCGGGGAGAGGAGAACUUAGCCGGCUGGCGGCCCCGUGGGGACAGCCUUAUCCUUGAGCACCAGUGGGAGCUGGAGAAGCUGGAGCUCCUGCACGAGGUGGAGAAAACCCGCCACUUCCUGCUGCUGCGUGAGAGACUUGGUGACAGCAUCCCCAAAUCCCUGAGCGACUCGUUGUCCCCCAGCCUCAGCAGUGGGACCCUCAGCACCUCCACCAGCAUCUCCUCCCAGAUCUCAACCACCACCUUUGAAAGCGCCAUCACUCCCAGUGAGAGCAGUGGCUACGACUCAGCAGACAUCGAAAGCCUGGUGGAUCGAGAGAAAGAGCUGGCUACCAAGUGCCUGCAGCUUCUCACCCACACUUUCAACCGAGAAUUUAGCCAGGUGCACGGCAGCAUCAGUGACUGUAAGCUGUCUGAUGUCUCCCCAAUCGCUCGGGAUCCCUCCGUGUCCAGUUUCAGCAGCGCUACCCUCACCCCUUCGUCCACCUGCCCGUCGCUGGUAGACUCUAGGAGCAGCUCUCUGGAUCAAAAGACCCCAGAAGCCAAUUCCCGGGCCUCCAGUCCCUGCCCAGAAUUCGAGCAGUUUCAGAUUGUCCCAGUGGUGGAAACACCCUAUUUGGCCCGAGCGGGAAAGAAUGAAUUUCUCAAUCUUGUUCCAGAUAUUGAAGAAAUUAGACCAGGCUCAGUGGUUUCUAAGAAAGGGUACCUGCAGUUCAAGGAGCCGCUUUCCAGCAACUGGGCUAAACAUUUCGUUGUGGUCCGUCGCCCUUAUGUCUUCAUCUAUAACAGUGACAAAGAUCCAGUGGAGCGUGGCAUCAUUAACCUGUCCACAGCGCAGGUGGAAUACAGUGAGGACCAGCAGGCCAUGCUGAAGACGCCUAACACCUUUGCCGUAUGCACGAAGCACCGUGGGGUCCUUUUGCAGGCUCUCAAUGACAAAGACAUGAAUGACUGGUUAUAUGCCUUUAACCCCCUUCUUGCUGGCACAAUACGGUCAAAACUCUCCCGCAGAUGCCCCAGCCAGCCGAAGUUCUGACUGCCGAGCGCCCCCACUCGCCUUCCAGAGAUAAAGUGUUACCUCUCAUGCCCCUCGUGAUUCUUGCCGGUUACUCUUGUGUGUAGUCCUGUGGCCUGACUACUUUCCCUCCUCGUCCAGCACUUUUUCUAGCUCCUGUUCCCCAGCUCCAUUGCUCUGUACUCUUUCUUUUUUCCUGUGCUGAGAACCUUGUUAGUAGCAUGUGGCCUAACAAAAGGGGGGAAAAAAACCAACAAAAAAACAAAACCCGGAGGGGAUCCAGCGAAUCUCCAGAUUAUUUUUUAGUGUAUUUUGGCUUCCUUUUGUAUGAUGCGUCCUCAUGGUUACCACCCCUGGUGUCUGUACCGCUGUCUCUGGAUAUCUGUCUUUUUUUCAAAACGACAGAAUUCUUUUCUUCUUUUCUAUAUUCGUGAUAUCACUUUAAUUUUUCUUGGGUGGCUUAGAGACAAAGGAGGAGACAUCUAGCUUUUUAGAACCUGAGAGGAAAAAAUCUUACCUUCUUUCUUUCUGUCGCUUUUUCCAUCACUAAUCCCUGCGUUUUCCAUUUAGGGAAAAGGUCGUGGUGAGCUUGGAAAUGGGACGGGCGUAGUCUCUGAAAUCGGGGCUCGUUGAGAACACAGUUACGCACUUUCCGGUUAGUGGGAGAGAAGAGAGGACUUUUUAGCAGCCUGGGACGGUGGCUGCUGCAGACCUUGUAGGAAGGGAGGAGCUGAGGAUAUGGCUGGUGGGUUUCGAAGGAUCGUAGGGUCCGGCGGUGGGCCGUGAAGGCGGGCGGUCAGCAGCCUGUUUCCAGUCGCUCACUGUGAACUGUUUUUCUCAUGGCGGGGGCGGGGGGGGGGAGGAGGAGCCUCUCAGAGUUUCUCAGGUCUGUUCUUGGCUUUAGCCAUGACGGUGGCUCAGUUUGGAAUUAGUGCGAUGUCAUACACAAAUGUCCCACAAGAGGGCAGUGUUUCACUUCUGAUGAAGAACUUGAUGGUCAUUGUUAUUAUAAUUAUGGUAAUGCUGAGUAAUGACCUUGUGAUUAUUAGCUUCUUUAGAUCAAAGAAAUGUAGCUUUCAGGUAUAAACUUGGAAGUCUUUGCUGAAGCCAGUGGUCAUUUUCAAUAAUCCUUGUGAAAUUGAAAGAAUCAGUGAUGCCUGCCCUUUAUAUUCUUAAAUAAACAAACAUGGCAGGCUUUGCUUUCUGGAUCCCAGGAUUAAAACCAACCCCCUCCACCACUGGAAAUAAAAUGAAAGGACAUCUUGGGACAGAAAAGAGGGUCCGCCUGAGCCCAGGCCUCGGUGUUUUUGUUGCUUUAUCUGCCUGGUCCAGCUUCCUCCUCGGUUUUCUCCCUGCCCGAGGAGAAAGGAAGAGCCUCCGACCAAAGGUCAGUCUCCUCCUCUGACAGAACAGGGUAGGCCGCUUCCAGAGGCCGCUGGGAAGAUACUCUUUCUCUCUCAGCUGCCGGUGAGUUUUACGGGAAGGACGUGGAGGAAGAAGGCCUGCGUUAACUUCACUUGCUUUGCCAGUCGACUUGGGUUGUUUCGUGCCAUCCUGUACUACCCCUGCACACAGUCCCCUGUUUGACCAUCCCGCAGGCAUUCCGGAAAGUAUCUGACCGCUCCCACUUUGUGGAGACAGGGCCUUUGGCCUUGAGGUUGCUGACUCGGGUGCUAAGGAACUGAUGACUUUGCUUCCGGUGGCAAAGGGCAAGGGCCCGUGCACUCUGCAGGACAGGUGCUGAGUGGACUCGUCUCUGAGAAGAGGGCCCCCAGCUUCACCCAGUAAAACUGGCUGCAGAGAGGAGGAAAAGUGAGUCACAGAGAGCUUAAUAGAAGAAAGGACAGAAAUCACAGGCUGUGACCUUGUCGGAAAAGUGAUCAAGAAAACUCUAGUAGAUUUUUAAAAACUUUUUUCUUCUUAAAACAUAGGUCACUAACUGUAUUGUUAUUUGUUUUCUAAGUGAUAUGUAAGAUUUUUAACGUAGUUAGAGGUUUCUUCAUUGUCUAAUGGACACAAUAUGCCCUUCUGGUGUAUACUCAAAUCUAGGGUCUGUCGGUGCUUAGAGACAGCUUCCUGGACUGGAAUUAAAUCUAAUUUCAGGGAAAUAAAGAUGAAAUUUGAAGGUUUCUUUUAGAAUUAAAUCAUGGAUGCUGCUGCUGUUAGGAAGCUGGACAGAAGGGUCCAUGUCCGCGACGAAGGCGAGGAAGGCCGAGGGAGCGUAAAAUCAUGUGAUACACUGAAACGACUUUUGCUUUUUCUUCUAACUCAAACAAAAGUGGCUUGGAAAGUCUUUGCUUUGGAGGCGUCAGGUACUAGAACAGGCCGAGCUGGAUUCUCACACGCCCAGGUGAGAAGGCCUCGUGAGGAAGCGGGGUUCUCGGAAGGUGUGCUUUCCACCACCUGAGGAGCCUCUGCGGUGACUGAUGGGCACAGGCAGCCCCUUUUGGUACCCCUCUUUCUUUAGGGCCCCAUCUGCAAAUUGGAGUUAGCACAGUGUCAGGGUCGAUGUUCCCUUUUCAGACAGACCCAUCUCUACUUUGAAGCUCUCAGAAAGGACUCAUGACAGGAACUAUUUAUGAGGCUUUAGCUGAAGCCAGAGUGGCAAGAAAGUUGAGGAGCGAACUUAACCUUUAAGGAAACCACUUUUUGAGGGUUUUUAAUUUAUUUUUCCCAAAGCACUACUUUAAACAAGCAAAAAAAAAAAAAAAAAAGCAAGACAGAGAACUCUUACAUUAAGGAGAAGUGAGUGCUAGUUAAAGCUAAUCAUCUCCUCCCCUUCCUCCCCCAUCUUUCUCUCUCCUGCCAGAGCAGAGCGUGGACUCACAGCCCACACAGACCCGUGCUCACCCACUCCCUUCCCUGCACCCACCCGCCUGGGGGUCAGUCAGCUCUCAGGCCGGGCCGUGCGGGGCCAGCCAGCCCCUGCCCACAGCCAGGGCUGCAGGGAAGGGCUGCUUCUGGCAGCCGAGCGGGCACCGGAAAUCCAGCACGUGGUCAAAACGUGUCGGCAGCGAGAGAAAGUGAUUUUUCCCAACUAGGAAACCACUAUCGUUUUAAAUGUACAUAUAUAGAUAUAUAUAUCUUUUUCCCCUUCAUCUUUGUAGAACUUAUGGAGAUACUCAUACUUUCAGUGAAUUUUUUCCAGCUCUUUCAAGAUGAAGGACACUAAGCUAAAUCAUUGGGAAAGGUCUUUUGGGAUCUAAAAAUGAAAUGACUUCUCCUGGCACAUGUUUCAAAGCAAAGACUUUGUUGCCUGCUGCUCGUUCUCUAAUUUACAGGGAUAUUUAAUUUUGUAAGGUAUUUGUAUAUUUAUACAGCUGUAACUAGUUGCGCAUGGGCCUGGAAGAGGAGGGCGGCCUGGCACGUGGCACCUGUCCGUACUGCCACCUCGUGCUGUGCCCGCUCGGCUCCCCCAGACAGUGGCAGGGCUCGUUCCUUCGUUCGUUCCACUUGGGUCUUUCUUUUUCUCUUUCGGUUCCCUUUUUAAAAUGUGAUUGUUAACCUGUUCCUUAAAAACAGUUCUAAUUCUGCUGCUGCUCUCAGAAGGUUUGCCGAAUGUAUUUUAAAUAGGACUCUGACUCGUGCGCACUGCAGAUGUCCUCAUGGCCAGACGCGAUUCACCCAGCGUGUGGCCAAAGCGUUGCUGUAUGAAGUGGGAAUGUACUGGUUUGUGUUUCCUCAGUAAACCGAGAGAUGAUCUGCUUUUGUUGUUCAAAAGGCCAUUUAUGAAAUUCAUAUUUGAGUCCCAUAAAAUCGUAAGAAAGCCUCUGAUCUUUUGAAGGAAGAAAUUAGAGUUGAUAUAAAUUUCAUGUGAAAAAUCACAGCCAAACGGCUCCUCUCAGAUGGAAAGUCUGAGCUGAGGUUGGUCUCUUGCCAAACCCUGGCUGUCAUGUGUUGUUUUCAUGUCUUCCGGUUAAUUUUUUUCAUGCUGCGUAUUCCGGCUUCAGUUCACCUGAGGACUCUCUCAGCUUCUCACAUGUAAGGCAUCGUCUUAGAUUUUGUGGCUCUAAAGUACUUGUCCGUUGAGGUUUCGAGUCCCUUGUCACCAUCCUCGUGCACUACAACAAAACCCAUGAAGCAUAAGUGGCCUUUUCGAACCAAGACUUUGCAAACUGAUCUCUCCCCAGAGAAGGAGGCGAGCACAUUAGCAACAAUGUACAUUAUUAAUUUCAGAUUUUCAUUUUCAUGUUUUAUUAUGUAAAUACCUGAUGUUUGGAGCUUGAGUAUACAGAAUGUAAAUAUAGUUCUUGUAUUUGUACUAAUUCUGGUUCUUCUGCUGUAUAGCCUUAGACGUGCAAUGCAGACAUUAUCUAACUGUGUAUGGUAACCUUGCAUCACAGAACUAUUAGUGAACGAGGUAAAAUAAUAAAGGUACAACCAGUGCAUCAGAA
This is a messenger RNA of Pteropus alecto (black flying fox), 9913 nucleotides long. It is a transcript of the gene KIF1B, whose product is annotated as kinesin family member 1B. Gene Ontology annotation, biological process: microtubule-based movement. The transcript has 48 exons. Bases 186 to 5540 code for a protein of 1784 amino acids. The record is from RefSeq and is a predicted model, not a curated record. NCBI's taxonomy places the organism in Eukaryota, Metazoa, Chordata, Mammalia, Chiroptera, Pteropodidae. Gene Ontology annotation, molecular function: microtubule motor activity; ATP binding; microtubule binding.